Messenger RNA from Camellia sinensis, 446 nucleotides. Lineage: Eukaryota; Viridiplantae; Streptophyta; Magnoliopsida; Ericales; Theaceae. The record is from RefSeq and is a predicted model, not a curated record.
UCUUCUAAUUCAAUUUUUGUACACAGUUAAUGUUCACAGCAGGAACACACACAUCCUGGCUUACCAUGGAAUGGGCAGUGUCACUUCUCUUGAAUCAUCCAGAGGCAUUGCAAAAGGCGAGAACUGAGAUAGACAACCAUGUCGGAACAGGGCAACUUCUAGAGGACUCUGAUCUCUCUAAACUACGUUAUCUCCAUUGCAUCAUCAAUGAGACACUCAGGCUAUUCCCAGUUGGACCUCUUCUUCUACCCCAUUUUUCAUCAGAAGAUUGUGUUGUAGACGGAUUCAACAUUCCACGAGGAACAACGCUGUUGGUGAACGCUUGGGCCAUUCACAGGGAUCCCAAUUCGUGGGAUGAGCCUACCCGGUUCAAGCCAGAGAGGUUUGAAGGGGUUGAAGGGGCACGCGAAGGUUUCAAGUUUAUCCCAUUUGGAGUGGGGAGAAGA